UUUUUACUUCUUGGAGAUGUGUCUUGUCUUUGGAGCUUUCUCUUAAUUCGACCUUGUAGGUUUUUUAUAUUAAUAAUAGAGUUCGGGACCGGGCCUGGGACCGAGUUUUCCUUGCACAAUAGCCCGGAGAUCGAUAUUUUGAUAAAAUUAGAUUUUUGGGGGUUUUCAGGGUUUUUAGGGUUUAGUCAGGAAAACUCGUCCCUGGGUGCGUUUGGAAGUCAAACUCUUAAAAAUUAAAAAUAAUUCUUAAAAUUUAGAUGGUUAUAUGUCAACAUUUCUUCACCAAUCAAUGUCUUGAGCUUUCCAAUGCACAGAAGAUUCAAUCCACCAUCCAGCAUUUUGAACAACAGUUUAACAGUUUCCGAUUUUUUGAAGAAAAAAUAUUCUGAUUUUGCUCCAAAUAAAAUUCAAAAAAGGCAGACAAACUCUUCUGUGGCGCAAAAUGUUUCUUACAGUUUAAAUUUGUCUGAUUAUGGAAAUACUCAAUACUACGGCAAAAUCGAAAUUGGAAGUCCUCCACAACGUUUUAAUGUUCUCUUCGAUACAGGCUCUUCCAAUCUUUGGAUACCCUGUUCUAACUGUAAUAACACUGCGUGUAUUCAACACAAUUCCUUUAAAUGUUCAAAUUCAACUAGUUGUUCGCAUACUGGAAAAAGUUUUACUAUAAACUAUGGAACUGGAAGUGCUACGGGGGAAUUGUUGAAUGAUACCGUUUGUUUUGGCAAUGAAAGUUUGGGUAUCUGCACGGAUUCCAAUCAAGGAUUUGGUUGUGCAACAAGUGAACCUGGGUCAACUUUUGAGGAUGUUGCGUUUGAUGGAAUUCUUGGAAUGGCUUGGAAUUCAAUUUCUGUGGGUCUUGUCAGUCAGCCAUUGUCUCAAAUAUUCAAAAAUCAACAACUUUGCGCUGAAAAACGUUUUGCUUUUUGGCUUACCAAUGACAAUUAUGAUGCUACCAACAGCACCAUUGGAGGUGAAUUUACCCUUUGCGGGACUAACAGUGAGCGAUACAAGGAGCCAAUCUACUGGUGUCCUUUAAUGUCAACCGAUUAUUGGCGUUUAAGCCUUACAUCGGUCAGCUUGGACUCUCUUGUGUUAUCAUCUUCCAAUGCUUCAGCAAUUUUGGAUACUGGAACUUCUCUCAUAGCAGGGCCUUCUUCAAUAAUCAACAAAAUUAACGCAAAAAUUGGUGCCCAAAAUUAUCUUGGAGGUUGGCUAAAUUUAAAUUGCUCAACUCUCAAUAAACUUCCUUCUGUUCAUUUUACACUUGGUGGAAAUAAUUUUACUUUGGAUCCAGCAGAUUAUGUCAUUCAGAUAGAUAAAACUACGUGUCUAAGCGGAUUUGCAUCAGUCGAUUUAACUGGAAAUAUGUGGAUUUUGGGCGAUUUAUUUAUUACAAAAUGGUACACAAUUUUUGACCAUGAAAACAAAAGAGUUGGAUUGGCUGAGGCUAUUUGACAAGUUUUUUGAGUUUUUUAAUUUUUUCGAAAAUAUACCUGUCAUUUUUAAUCUCUCAAAUAUGUUUUUUCUGUUCCCAACUUUUUUAUUGUUUUUAUCUAAACGAUUUAAUCCCUCAAAAAUAAGCUGGGCUAGA
Molecule: messenger RNA, 1591 nt
Organism: Meloidogyne enterolobii
Lineage: Eukaryota; Metazoa; Nematoda; Chromadorea; Rhabditida; Meloidogynidae
Source: the annotation of a GenBank genome assembly